Micropterus salmoides (largemouth bass) is the source of this 2089-nucleotide messenger RNA. RefSeq names its product CCR4-NOT transcription complex subunit 9 (gene cnot9). The transcript is spliced from 8 exons. Gene Ontology annotation, biological process: mRNA catabolic process; negative regulation of translation. The record is from RefSeq and is a predicted model, not a curated record. The coding region runs from base 333 to 1232 and encodes 299 amino acids. Gene Ontology annotation, cellular component: CCR4-NOT complex; P-body; CCR4-NOT core complex. Lineage: Eukaryota; Metazoa; Chordata; Actinopteri; Centrarchiformes; Centrarchidae.
GUGCAACAAAAAGUCGCCGCUGAAUUAUGCUAUCUGAUCAAUAGCGUUCCGUUUUCAGCUAUCGAUACGUCUAGAUGAGAACAUUAACGUUUUGUUACCCCGUUAUCUCAAGGAAGUUAUGUUUUUUGUAACGCUGAUAAACGCGCGUACUGGAUUUCAUUUGUCAAGACACUUAGCUGCUAGCUUAGGCUAGCUGCCCGUCCUGUGUAACGUUAACGAACGUUACGCAAACUUUGUUUUAUUUGCAGCCACAUUAGUUUGCAACCACAGCACUCUUCACUUGAUACUGUAGAGUUUUAACAACACUUUUGGACCACAGAGAUCUUCAGAGAAUGCUGGCAACGGGAGCAGCUGUAACUAACGUCACAGCCCUGGCUCAGGUCGACCGGGAGAAGAUCUACCAAUGGAUCAAUGAGUUGUCCAGUCCAGAGACCAGAGAAAAUGCCUUGCUGGAGCUAAGCAAGAAACGCGAGUCUGUGCCAGACCUGGCACCAAUGCUCUGGCACUCCUGUGGCACCAUUGCUGCCCUGCUGCAGGAAAUAGUGAACAUCUAUCCAUCUAUAAACCCACCUACGCUUACAGCUCACCAGUCCAACAGAGUGUGCAAUGCUCUAGCACUUCUGCAGUGUGUUGCCUCACACCCAGAGACACGGUCAGCUUUUCUGGCUGCUCACAUCCCUCUCUUCCUUUACCCUUUUCUGCACACUGUGAGCAAAACGCGGCCGUUUGAGUACCUGCGACUUACCAGCCUCGGAGUCAUAGGUGCGUUGGUCAAAACAGAUGAACAAGAAGUUAUUAACUUCCUCCUCACCACUGAAAUCAUCCCGCUGUGUCUUCGCAUCAUGGAAUCGGGGAGCGAGCUCUCCAAGACGGUUGCUACUUUCAUACUGCAGAAGAUCCUGUUGGAUGACACGGGGCUGGCCUAUAUUUGUCAGACGUAUGAACGCUUUUCUCAUGUGGCUAUGAUCCUUGGCAAAAUGGUGCUCCAGCUCUCCAAAGAACCAUCAGCUCGCCUGUUGAAGCAUGUUGUUCGCUGCUACCUUCGCCUCUCAGAUAAUCUCAGAGCCAGAGAAGCCCUGCGUCAGUGUCUGCCGGACCAGCUGAAAGACAGCACCUUUGCCCAGGUGCUGAAAGACGACACCACCACGAAGCGCUGGCUGGCACAGCUGGUCAAGAACCUGCAGGAGGGCCAAGUCACCGAUGCUAGAGGCAUCCCACUGGCUCCUCAGUGACGGGGACAAAGUGUUUACAGCUGACGCAGAAGGACUCUCUCAUCGCUGUCUAGAUUUGGUAUUUUUGGCCAAAGGUGUUGCUAAGACUGUCUGCAAAGUGAGUCACAUAAUAGAGGAAGAUUUGUUUGCUGUUUACACCAGUUUUCUUCUAGUAUGUCAUGAGCUCACUAUCACAACUGAAAAUCUGUUUUUUUGUUUGUUUUUUUAAGAGCCAGGCUAAAAGUGGGUUUUCAAAGUCGAUAGUAAUAUUGAUAUUUGAGAAUAAUUUUAAUCCAAUGAUGAUGUAUUGUCCGGAAUUUGUGAACAACAUAAACAGGUCCCUCAAAUUUGGUUUAUAAGGAGUUGUGGUAAAGAAUGUCUCGGGUAUGAUAUUUUACAAAAUAACUCACUGUCAAAACAUUACUGAGCAAUAAACUUCACUGAAAAUGAUAAUUUACUUGUAACAACAGAAAAAUACAUGAAAUAUGCUAAAAUGACCUGUAAAGUAAACAGUAAAACUUGUAUUGCUGCAACAUAUCAAUACUAAUAGGUCAGUGUUAAGGCCGUGUCUGUUAAUUAUCAGCUCUUCCAAGAGAUCGGUCAGCUCAGUAGUUUCCCGUUUAUCACUGUAACGUUCUGUAACAAUCCACUAAAAAGUAGGAACUGUUAUUUUUUGCUUCUUUCAUUUCAAAUAAGACUUAAUCUUCUAUUUGACUGGUUGUGUCUCCUUUUAUUUUAUUUUUGCUGUGGACUGACAUUACAGUUGGCAGAGCGAGGCUUACUGACAUGGAUGUGUUUCUGUAUAUUUCUGUGCAGAGUGAAAUCUGAGAAGCUGGUCUUGUUUAAGAUAUUUCAUAAAUAAAAUGUUUUCCACCCAA